Molecule: messenger RNA, 1291 nt
Organism: Opisthorchis viverrini
Lineage: Eukaryota; Metazoa; Platyhelminthes; Trematoda; Opisthorchiida; Opisthorchiidae
Exons: 9
Coding region: 119-961 (280 amino acids)
Source: RefSeq, a predicted model, not a curated record
UUGCCACAUUGCUUAAGCUGCUUUUUAUUUUUGCUCGGGUACUUUCAAGCCAGCUACGGAGACACUUAAAGAAUCGCUUCUGUUUGGAAACAAUCUAAUACGGUGUGGAGAUUCAAGCAUGCCUACUCCAAUAACUCUGGAUUCAAGAAUGCUUCCAGCGUUUGGAACUGAUGCAGUUUGCAACAGGAAACUCACUCAGCUGCUGACUUCUCUUCUACCUGCGGAUGCCAAUCCAAAAGUGGUGAAUCGCCCAACUCCAGUUACCAAAUUUAGACUUGCCUAUUCCGAUGGGGACGACAAUGGCGUACAGAAAGUUGAUAAAUUGAUCCACUACGCAUCCAUACCCUUUAGUGUAGUAUCAGCCUUCAAAUUAAUUCAACCGGAGCAUCACUUUUUUAUGAGGAAACCAGAAAGGACUUUGCACUCCUUAGAGGCCUACGAGGAACCGGAUGGCAUGGAAGUUCGAAAGUUAUGGAAGUUAUUGUGUACUUUGGCUUGGAACAUUGAUAAAUCUGUGGAUAGACUUGGUAUCGUGCCAAAAAUUACGGCCUUCACAAUGACGCUGAGUUAUCCAAAACCAUCGAAUGACCAACUUUUAAAACUGAGAAACGACGAUCCUGAAGUGUAUGAAGAUCAUGCCACACGGGUUGACUCAGACGUGGAAAUGACUCUGACUCAAAUGGAACUAAACAACUUCGUCUGGUCUUACUCGUUGGAUUUGCUUGAAGCGAAGGAUGAGAGCUUAGAUGCUUGGAUCUUCGUCAAGAUGAGAGUGAAUAAAAUGCCACCCGACGUAGCCAAAACGUAUAUCGAAUCCAGAGAUAUAAAAGACAUUCUAGAAGCUGAAGCUUCCAAAACUACGGGGCGGCCACAAAGUUUGAAACCAAGAAUCUACAAUAGUAUGCUCACAAAAUCACGGAUCGGUUGCCCGCGCAAACGAAGCAAAGAGCCUGCAGAAUGAGUGUCACUCUGCGCGGCUGCCACCGGUUACAUUUAUUUGAACCUGGCUUAUUACUGAGGAUUCUCGGGAGCGAUAUUUUGAUCAACUACUAUUUGCUUUACCUUAUGCUUUACUGCACUUUUUGCAUUCCACUCUCAGCGAUGCACACUGCUUAUUGUCCUUGGAAAUUCUGUGCUGUAGAAAUAAUUCAAACUUUACCGCCCGUACUUUUUAUCUAUGGUUUUCAGGUUGUUUCCACCAACUACUUCACUUGUGCUGUAUCAACUUUCUGUUGCUUUGCGGUCAAGCAAGCUAGCAAGAUUUCUUCAGCGGCGGAUUCUGUGCCACUCA